AUAUAUCAAGACUAAGAGCUGUUGUUAAGAAAUACGCAUCUUGGAACAUAACACAUUUUGCUGCUCUAAUUAUGUCGGUAACCGGUUUACAUGAGCAGUAACGCAGCUUGAGGGAGUAAUCGGGGGCCAUAACGCAUCUACUCUUCGUGCCUGAUUGCUUACGUAAACUGUAGUGUAUGCAUGUUUAUGUGAGUAGCAACAACAAUGUUGGACGUCGGUGCGCAACGGGCAAUGUAGAUUUGGUACUCACAGUUGCAGAAUGCUGCACAACGCUCAACCAACUGAACGCAUCUUGUCAGCCGUAAAGGAGGUUAUAGCGUCGUAAACACUUGAAGCGCCGGAAAUCGUUUUUUUGGUAAAGGAAAGAGGAGUGUUCCGAAUCUUUGGCUCAGUUACCUAUGUUUUGUCUUUAUUUUAUCCACUGGUAACAUUCUUUGUAUAUUAUUAUCAGACAGAGGUGUAUCUUGCUUAUUUGGUGGAACGAUGUCUGUUGUACCUCCCCAUCGAUCUACGACUGGUUGGCCACGCCGGACAUCAGAAUACAAAUACGUCAGCCCGCCGUCCAAACCUCUCUCUCUGGAGCGAACCAUCAACUUAUAUCCACUUACGAAUUAUACGUUUGGCACAAAGGAACCUCUCUAUGAGAAGGACAGCUCUGUGGCGGCUAGAUUCCAGAGGAUGCGUGAGGAGUUUGAAAAGAUAGGCAUGAGGCGGGCGGUGGAGGGUGUUCUGAUCGUACAUGAACACAGGCUACCACACGUUCUUCUGCUGCAGUUGGGUACAACAUUUUUCAAACUUCCUGGUGGGGAAUUGAAUGCAGGGGAGGAUGAGGUGGAAGGACUGAAACGAUUGAUGACAGAGAUCCUGGGGCGUCAGGAUGGAGUGAAGCAGGACUGGGUGAUUGAUGACUCUAUUGGAAACUGGUGGAGACCCAACUUUGAACCACCGCAGUACCCCUACAUCCCAGCACACAUUACCAAACCCAAGGAGCACAAGAAGCUCUUCCUGGUUCAGUUGCAGGAAAAGGCUUUGUUUGCAGUGCCGAAGAACUAUAAGCUGGUGGCUGCCCCUCUGUUUGAGCUGUAUGACAAUGCCCCUGGCUAUGGGCCCAUCAUAUCCAGUCUCCCACAGCUGCUUAGCAGGUUCAACUUUAUAUACAAUUAAAUCCUACAUUCUGAAUGCGGUGACUAGAGACUGUCUCUGUGAGUUCAGUCUGGGCAGAGAAGAGGGGGCGAGCCAGGGCCAACAGGAUGCCACUGUGUCCUUUUGACAUGUCCACAGGGGUCCAACAUGAUUCAAUAUUGAUCUGGAUGUUGUUAAACAUAUAAGAGAAUUUCAUUAAGCUUUUUUCUGUGUCAUUGUUUUAAUUCUUACAGAACUGUUACUUUGUGACAUGAAACCUUUUGUAGUCACACAAGUAUUGCAUUUUUAUGUGUGUAGGUGUUGGUGUGGAUGUUCUUUUGUGUUUGUCUUUGUAACAUACUUCCUGUUUAUUGUUUUUCUGUCAUUUUUAUUGACAUACCAAGAUAGUUGUCUUUUAUUUUGAAUUAAAGAUGGCUGU
Messenger RNA from Esox lucius (northern pike), 1561 nucleotides. It is a transcript of the gene nudt21, whose product is annotated as nudix hydrolase 21. NCBI's taxonomy places the organism in Eukaryota, Metazoa, Chordata, Actinopteri, Esociformes, Esocidae. The coding region runs from base 484 to 1164 and encodes 226 amino acids. The transcript has 7 exons. The record is from RefSeq and is a predicted model, not a curated record. Gene Ontology annotation, molecular function: mRNA binding. Gene Ontology annotation, cellular component: mRNA cleavage factor complex.